This is a messenger RNA of Dimorphilus gyrociliatus, 1010 nucleotides long. The record is from the annotation of a GenBank genome assembly. NCBI's taxonomy places the organism in Eukaryota, Metazoa, Annelida, Polychaeta, Dinophilidae.
AUGGCAAAUUUAGUCCUACCCAACCCGACAUUUCAAUUUUAAAAUAGGUCUUGACUGGUGUGAUAUCGUGCUCAAUUGAAUCUCCUAACAAGAUAUUCAAGGAAAUUUAUAUUCUUUAUUUGUCUUUCUGUUGAAAUACUAAAAAGCCAGUAUGCCUAACAUAAAAUUAAGCAGCUCUGAUGGUGAAAUAUUUGAGGUUGACGUAGAGAUAGCAAAACAGUCUAAUACAAUAAAGACCAUGUUGGAGGAUUUAGGCAUGGACGAUGAAGACGAUGAAGUUGUUCCAUUACCAAACGUCAACGCUGCCAUCUUAAAACGAGUUAUCCAAUGGUGCACAUUCCAUAAAGACGAUCCUCCACCGCCAGAAGACGAUGAAAACAAAGAGAAAAGAACCGACGAUAUUUCAAGCUGGGAUGCUGACUUUUUGAAAGUAGAUCAAGGUACUCUAUUUGAGUUAAUAUUGGCUGCGAAUUAUUUGGAUAUUAAGGGUCUUCUUGAUGUGACCUGCAAAACAGUUGCCAACAUGAUAAAAGGUAAGAGUCCUGAGGAAAUUAGGAAGACUUUCAACAUCAAGAAUGACUUUACACCGGCCGAAGAGGAACAAGUUAGACGUGAGAACGAAUGGUGUGAAGAGAAGUAAUUAUUUCGAUGAGAAUUUAGAGCAGGAAAAAUAGCUUAAAUAUAAUAUUUUCCUGAGAAAUAUAUAAAUAUAUGGGACUUAAUCUGUCUUUGUGGAAUGUAAAUUUGAAUGUAGAUACCUUAUGCUUUAAUGACUUAUGUCACGUCUUCGUUUCCCGUGUAUUAUUUUAAAAACAAAAGCUAGAAUAAAUUUUCAUCCACGUCCUGCUCAAGAUUCUACUAGAGGUUAUUAAUUUUUUAUCAUCCCCAUUUCUUUCCUCUAUACUCCUAAAAAAGGAGACACUAUUAAAUUAUACUUUUGAUCUAUAUGUCUGUAUCGGAUCAAUUUAUAGCAGAUUCAAAUGAAACAUUGCUACAACAAUUAUAUUAUU